Candidula unifasciata is the source of this 1008-nucleotide messenger RNA. NCBI's taxonomy places the organism in Eukaryota, Metazoa, Mollusca, Gastropoda, Stylommatophora, Geomitridae. The record is from the annotation of a GenBank genome assembly.
AUGCCCGACAUUGAUCACGACGCUUUGUCCAAGGCAACCAAGGUACUUUGUGUGUUGUUUAUCGUCAUCGUCUGCUGCAUCAACGCGUUUCUUAUCUUCAUCGUCGCAAGAAAACCCAGGUUCGUGUCCUCCCCUUGGUGCCUUAUGUUGAUCUCCUUGUCCAUCGCUGACAUCUUCCUGGCUCUGUUCUCUCUGGUUGUCAACGCCCGGCUUACCUACGAGCACACCAGUCUGCCAUUCGGAACCAACCUCACAGCGCAGUACUACCAAACUUUCAUCAUCAGUUUUGUUUAUGGCGUCGGAUUAAUCCUCAUGGCCGUUGAACUAAUACUUCGACAUAGAAGACUAACUCCAUUCCUCAAACGAUACCUUGUUGUGGUGGCGUUUGCAUUUAGUGCUCUCCCUUGGUUGGUAAUGUUGGUGAUUGAUCUCCCUUUGAUUCUGAGCGACGUAAACUGGGAAAAAUCCCAGGUAGAGGGAACACCGGAGAGGUCCAGGGCGAAAAUCUGGGUCUCUGUGCUGGUUCCAGCCAUAUUGGCCGUUGUGAUAUGCCUGGUUAUAACAUUUAUUAAUCUAGAACCAGUCAUGAAUACCCCAGAAACUGGGUACAGACUUUCAACACGAUUUCUAGCGACAAGCCAUGAGAGGCGAUUUAUACCUGAUUACAAUCACCACCACGUCCAACAAUAUCAUCAAAGACAAACCAUUAAUAACUACCACACAUCCCAACAUGCCACCGAAUCACAACAUCCCAACAACCACCCAGCCGACGUAACUUUCCAAACACCAACAUUGUCUACCACCAACGCUGUAUCCGAAAAGUGUGUUCUUCUGUUUGUGGCUUUGAUCUAUUUCAUCUGCGUCGUGCCGCAAGCGGCCUUGUUUGUUUCCGAUUCUAAAAUUUCGGUCCGUAUAUUUCUUAUCCUACUUCACAGUUUUUACUGGAUUUGUAAUUUCAGAUCCAUUCUAACGCCAGCAAUUUGGGUUUUUUACUGUGCUGAGUUUUAA